Molecule: messenger RNA, 783 nt
Organism: Rosa chinensis
Lineage: Eukaryota; Viridiplantae; Streptophyta; Magnoliopsida; Rosales; Rosaceae
Exons: 1
Coding region: 1-783 (260 amino acids)
Source: RefSeq, a predicted model, not a curated record
AUGAAAGAUCUUGGAGACCUAAAGUAUUUUCUGGGCAUUGAGGUAGCAAGGGGGAGAAGUGGAAUCUUCUUAUGCCAAUGGAAGUAUGUUCUGGACCUUCUGACUGAAACAGGUUUGUUAGAUUGCAGACCGGUUGACACACCUAUUGAGCAAAAUCACAAGUUGGCAGAGUAUCCUGAUCAAGUUUCUACAGAUAGGGCUAGAUAUCAAAGAUUGGUUGGAAGAUUAAUUUACUUGUCUCAUACCAGACCAGAUGUAGCAUAUGCAGUCAGUGUAGUGAGUCAGUUCAUGCACAACCCAAGUGAGGCUCAUAUGGAUGCCGUUGUGAGAAUUUUAAGAUACUUAAAUACUGCACCAGGGAAAGGUUUGAUGUUUUCUAAACAUAAUCACCUGGAGGUGAGUGGCUUUACUGAUGCAGAUUGGGCUGGCUGUAUUACUGACCAGAGAUCUACUUCAGGGUACUUUACAUUUGUAGGAGGAAACUUGGUUACUUGGAGAAGUAAGAAGCAAAAGGUGGUAGCAAGGUCUAGUGCUGAAGCAGAGUAUAGAGGGAUGGCUCAUGGAGUUUGUGAGCUACUAUGGCUGCGUAAUUUAUUGCGUGACUUAGGGUUCAAACCUAAGCAAGCCAUGAAGUUACACUGUGACAAUAAGGCAGCAAUCGAUAUAUCACAGAAUCCGGUACAACAUGAUCGUACCAAGCAUGUGGAAGUUGAUAGGCACUUUAUUAAGGAGAAGCUAGACGUGAAGUUGAUUGACUUUCCAUUUGUUCCAACUGAAGAGUAA